AUGGAGGGUGAAACGGUCGCUAUUGUCGACGGCAUACGGGACGAGUGCUCGGCCGACACUUGGGAUUCCGGAUUAACCGAGGAGGAAAUAGUACUUGCGAAGACCAUAGCGGAGUCUCCGGAGAGUGAGCAGGGCGUGCAGAAAGCAGCGUUGGUGCUGAGACUGCGAGAAGGCAUUGGUUCUUUGGGCAGGAUUUUGAAGACAAUCGAAAAUUUCAAGGGCAUAAUCACGCAUGUCGAGUCGCGACCUUCAAAGAAGGAGGGUUUGCAGUUUGAAGUCUUGGUCAAGAUUGACAUGAGCAAGCAGAGUCUGCUUCAGCUGAUUAGAAAUCUGCGACAAAGCUCGGCCUUGGACGGCGUGACCCUGCUUGCCGACAAUUCCGUUAGCAUCAAAGAUCCCUGGUUCCCCCGUCACGCUUCCGAGCUCGACAAUUGCAAUCAUCUAAUGACCAAGUACGAGCCGGAUCUCGACAUGAGUCACCCGGGCUUCGCCGACAAGGAGUAUCGCGCUCGUCGCAAGGUCAUUGCCGAAAUUGCUUUCGCUUACAAGUACGGCGAUCCGAUACCCAGCAUUCCUUACACCGAGACGGAGAACGAGACUUGGUCGCGCGUUUUUAUCACCGUGCUGGAUCUAGUGCCGAAGCAUGCAUGCGUGGAAUAUCAGAGGGUUUUCAAGAAACUGCAGGAAGAGAGGAUCUUUGAGCCUCAUCGUAUACCGCAGCUGCAGGAGGUCAGCGAUUUCCUCAAGAAAAGCACAGGAUUCACUCUUCGACCGGCCGCCGGUCUCUUGACAGCGCGCGACUUCUUGUCCAGCCUUGCCUUCAGGAUAUUCCAAAGCACCCAAUACAUCCGUCAUAUUAAUAGCCCGUAUCACACUCCCGAGCCAGACUGCAUCCAUGAGCUCUUGGGCCAUAUGCCGCUUCUGGCUGAUCCUAGUUUUGCUCAAUUCUCGCAAGAGAUCGGUCUGGCGUCCCUCGGUGCUUCGGAUGAGGAAAUCGAGAAAUUGUCGACCAUCUAUUGGUUCACGAUCGAGUUCGGUCUCUGCAAGGAAGGCACUGAAAUCAAAGCUUACGGUGCUGAAUUUGGUUGUACAGAAAACGGAUAUCCAGCGCGAAGACGUUCCCUCGUAGACGAUGCUCGCUUUGAGACGUUGGUCGUCAAGCAGACGAAGCAAAGCGUACUCGAGGAAGCUCGACAACGAGCUAAUGACACGAAUGCCGAUCAGACAAUCACUUGUACUCAGGAGCAACAGGGACAAGGAGAGCAUUAUGUUGAUGUUUCAUCAAGUGACGACGAACAAGUAGAGUCGUUAAUUUGCGCAGCAAAGAAGGAAGAAGCGAAAGCGGAGGCUUCGGAUAGCGAUGGAAAGCCAGAUGAAGACGAUGAUGACGAUUCCGGAUUAACCGAGGAGGAAAUAGUACUUGCGAAGACCAUAGCGGAGUCUCCGGAGAGUGAGCAGGGCGUGCAGAAAGCAGCGUUGGUGCUGAGACUGCGAGAAGGCAUUGGUUCUUUGGGCAGGAUUUUGAAGACAAUCGAAAAUUUCAAGGGCAUAAUCACGCAUGUCGAGUCGCGACCUUCAAAGAAGGAGGGUUUGCAGUUUGAAGUCUUGGUCAAGAUUGACAUGAGCAAGCAGAGUCUGCUUCAGCUGAUUAGAAAUCUGCGACAAAGCUCGGCCUUGGACGGCGUGACCCUGCUUGCCGACAAUUCCGUUAGCAUCAAAGAUCCCUGGUUCCCCCGUCACGCUUCCGAGCUCGACAAUUGCAAUCAUCUAAUGACCAAGUACGAGCCGGAUCUCGACAUGAGUCACCCGGGCUUCGCCGACAAGGAGUAUCGCGCUCGUCGCAAGGUCAUUGCCGAAAUUGCUUUCGCUUACAAGUACGGCGAUCCGAUACCCAGCAUUCCUUACACCGAGACGGAGAACGAGACUUGGUCGCGCGUUUUUAUCACCGUGCUGGAUCUAGUGCCGAAGCAUGCAUGCGUGGAAUAUCAGAGGGUUUUCAAGAAACUGCAGGAAGAGAGGAUCUUUGAGCCUCAUCGUAUACCGCAGCUGCAGGAGGUCAGCGAUUUCCUCAAGAAAAGCACAGGAUUCACUCUUCGACCGGCCGCCGGUCUCUUGACAGCGCGCGACUUCUUGUCCAGCCUUGCCUUCAGGAUAUUCCAAAGCACCCAAUACAUCCGUCAUAUUAAUAGCCCGUAUCACACUCCCGAGCCAGACUGCAUCCAUGAGCUCUUGGGCCAUAUGCCGCUUCUGGCUGAUCCUAGUUUUGCUCAAUUCUCGCAAGAGAUCGGUCUGGCGUCCCUCGGUGCUUCGGAUGAGGAAAUCGAGAAAUUGUCGACCAUCUAUUGGUUCACGAUCGAGUUCGGUCUCUGCAAGGAAGGCACUGAAAUCAAAGCUUACGGUGCUGGUUUGUUGUCGGCCUAUGGCGAACUCCUGCAUGCGUUAAGCGAUAAAUGUGAGCACCGAUCAUUUGAUCCGUCAACCACCGCUCUUCAGAAAUAUCAAGAUCAGGAAUAUCAGCCGAUAUAUUACGUAGCCGAAAGCUUUGAUGAUGCCAAGGAGAAAUUCCGUCGCUGGGUGGCUACCAUGAGUCGACCGUUCGAGGUCAGAUACAAUCCGCAUACGCAACGCGUCGAAGUCCUCGAUAGCGUUGAUAGACUGGAGGAUCUGAUUUCUCAACUCAACACCGAGAUGACCCACCUCACGAAUGCUGUCAACAAAAUGAAGGCGAAACAUUUUGCGUAAAAAUGAGAACUUCCGCAUCUUCGUUAUAUUGAUUCGAUUAUUCCUCUUGCGAACCAUCAAACCUUGAAGUCGAUCAUGUGUUUUAGAUCAAUAAUCACUUUUCUGAACUCUGGUGACAAUAAUUUUUGAUAAUCUAUUGUAUUUGUUUUAAUGAUUAUAUCUAAUGAUACGCCUUUAAAUAAUAUAUUUCGAGAAUGUGUUAGCUUGAUCGGUGAUUUUGAUAAAAUUAUAGAUCGAAAGAUAUUAGUUUCAAAUUAAGCGUUUUUAACUGCGUUAAGACUUCAACUUAUAGGUUCGAUGGAGCAAUUCAUCGUCAUCAUCAUCCUUGUUCCGCUCAUCAAUUUAUCUGCCAUUGUAUAAAGUCGUUUAUUAGUAUGUUGUACGCGUGUACGCGCACCGGUUACGAACGUAAAUAACGACAAAUCUUCGGUAUAUAUGCGAAUAUUACUCAACGUAAUAUUGUUGGUAGCAUCAAGAUAACCGCACAGCUUUAUUGAAUAAUAAAUCAUUUGUGGAUGAAGUAAUUCAUGACAGCCCAAUCUCUUGCCCUCGAGUAUUUUUUACGAGGUGCCAAAUGAGCGAAAAUACAUAUCACAAGGUUAUCUUGGUACAAAUAAGAUAACAUCAUUUUUUUCGCCAAUGGUUACGUGUACGCGCGUAUGUGAUUCACAUUACUAUUAUUUACUAUUAUAUUAUUAUUACUAUUAAUGAUUUUAUCAUUAUUACUCCGUUUUAUUUUAUUAUAUAAUAUUACAUUAUUUACGUUAGCAUACGUUAUUAUGCAUGAGUUCACUUAAUCCAGCAAACACUGGCAUUUGCCCCGAUAUUUAAAAGAGCAAUCUACGUUUAGCAAAAGUUGUAAUGCGAGAUGAUUAUUGAUAAGAAUUAUAUCGUAGUUUUAAGACUUAAAACUCACGAGAUUGACUCUUCGUGGCAAUAGAAUUCGUCGCUCGAAUGUGAGCGUACAGUAUUUUUUUUUUUGCUAUUAAAUUGACAGGCAACUAUAUGGACUCGUUGGGCAGUCUUUCUGGACUAGCCGACAAGGACGAGCGUUUAGCGAAUGUCCUUAUCGGUUUGUCUUACUUUAGAAUUUAUGUAUACCGAAUUAAACAGUAUUUCGUAAAAGAUAAUAAUAUAUUUUUAAGUUGUGUUCUUACUUAUUGUUAAAUAGCUCGAUAUGUCGCUUCUUAUUUGGUCGAAUUAUGUGGAGAUUUUAGUCUUCGGGUAGUUACGAAAAUUACGAAGCGACGUUGCUUUAUAGAGGCACUAUUUAGCGAGUAGUGCGAGUCCCCGCUUGCGCACGCUGUGCUUUCAACCUAUCGCGCCGAUUUGUACGAAAUAAUUUUCUCGUACGUUUACGUGUGCGUGUAACCCACCCUCGUUAGAUUGUAGUAAAGACGGUCGAUACAUAUGACAUGUUUCCUUUGUAUUAUAUUGUAAAGUUCUCAGAGCGUAAUAAAAAAUUAAGAUGUAAAUCUUA
Molecule: messenger RNA, 4222 nt
Organism: Formica exsecta
Lineage: Eukaryota; Metazoa; Arthropoda; Insecta; Hymenoptera; Formicidae
Product: tyrosine 3-monooxygenase-like
Exons: 10
Coding region: 1-2742 (913 amino acids)
Biological process (GO): dopamine biosynthetic process from tyrosine
Cellular component (GO): axon; cytoplasm; perikaryon
Molecular function (GO): iron ion binding; tyrosine 3-monooxygenase activity
Source: RefSeq, a predicted model, not a curated record